Funneliformis caledonium is the source of this 873-nucleotide messenger RNA. NCBI's taxonomy places the organism in Eukaryota, Fungi, Glomeromycota, Glomeromycetes, Glomerales, Glomeraceae. The record is from the annotation of a GenBank genome assembly.
AUGGACAAAAGUUUUGUUUUGAACAAAUUUUCAAUUUUGUAUAAAUUUCGUAAUUAUAAAAUUGUUGCGCAGAAACCGAAAUUAUUUAAGAGGAAAAUAAUUGGGAAAAACGCUUAUACUGCACCUUAUUCGAAAAAAGCAAACAUACCAGCACAAGAACAAAGAAAAAAACUUCUAUUGAGCGCACCUGCAAUUAUAACAACGCCCAAAAAGAAAUGUAUUAGUUCAUUGGAUAAUGCAAUUCAUAAACCGAAAGGUGGUGAUAAAAAGAUUUAUUCCGAAAGACCAAACUUUUUUAAUGUAAUAUCACAUAUCAGUUCAUUGGAGAAUGUCAAUUAUACACUGAAAAGAGGAUAUUUGAAGAUAGUUUUCGUAAAGUCAGAUUUUUCAAAAGUUAUAUCACGUGUUAGAUCAUCAAUCAACAUCAUAUCUUCUCUCACUUUGGAUGAUGUUCUUGAAGAUGAUAAUAAUAGUCCUCCUUCACAUGAGGAAUAUCAGACAUUAUAUAAUACUCCUCAUAUACCUAUUAUUGAAGUGAUGUCUCCUAUUAUGAAACAUUUCAAAGAAGAAAAAAUACGUGAAGAUUUAUCUCAUAUUAUCAAAACUGGAUUUUAUGAUUCAUUUCAGGAAGCAAACAAACAUACUGAAUUUUCUUCUCAAAAUAAUUUCAUUGAUAAUGAUCAAUACUUUUCUAAAAAAAAAACACAUUAUCAACAUGAAAUCAUUUUUAAUAAAUUUAAUAAUAAAGAAGAUUUUCAAAAAAAUCCUGCUUCAAUAAGAGAAUCUAUUAUAUUUUUUAUUGAGAAUCCUUUAAAUGAUUCUGAUUUAUAUUUUGAAGUUAAUGUUCAAAGAAAAUUAUUUUUUAUUAUCUAA